AUAGGUCUGCCGGCCUAUACAAGGUCAGACCUAGUCAACAAAGUUCGUUGCUCAUUACCAGCUCUAGAUGUCCAUAGGUAUCUAUAUGGCUCUACCCUCGUUGUCGAAGGCGCGCUAGAGACAGUGGUGCUACCACAAUGCGAGCCAUUUCCAGGUAGAAGGUCGAUUGUAAUCAUGGACAAUUGCUCGACCCACCACUCUGAUCGAAUCACCGAGCNUAGGUCGGCAGUUUGGCGUAUAUUUGCUGUACCUGCCGCCAUACUCGCCACAUCUGAAUCCCAUAGAACAGACCUUCCACCUCUUAAAACAAUGGCUUCGUCGUUGGAGGGAUCUGGCGCCAACUCUAGAGGGCAUGGAACUCGCGGAUUACAAAGCGGCGUGGAUUAA
Messenger RNA from Aureobasidium vineae, 387 nucleotides. Lineage: Eukaryota; Fungi; Ascomycota; Dothideomycetes; Dothideales; Saccotheciaceae. The record is from the annotation of a GenBank genome assembly.